Prorocentrum cordatum is the source of this 728-nucleotide messenger RNA. Lineage: Eukaryota; Dinophyceae; Prorocentrales; Prorocentraceae. The record is from the annotation of a GenBank genome assembly.
AUGCCCGUGCACUCGGGCUACACCGGCGUUCUCAGCGGCGUGAUCGACUGCGCUGUGUGCCACGCCUGCCUGGGCCUGAACGACACCCCGGCGCCGCUGGUGAACGCCUCGGGCGCGCUGGACGAGGCCGGCCUGUUCGGGAGCAUGGACGCCGCGGAGACGGCAGCCGUGCUGUGGCCGCUGUCCUACCACCGCUCCCUGGGCGAGCAGGCGCUGCGCCGGUACGCGCGGCUCCAGUUCGGCCCCUACUUCGCGGUGCUCCUGGACCGCAUGCAGGCGGCGGUGGAGGCGGCGGGCGAGCCUGGCGGGCUGCCCGUGCUGUACGUGCAGGUGAUGAGCGACACCAAUGUGCUGCCGCACUGGUCCUCCUGGGGCUGGACCGCGAUGCGGCCGUCCGGCCGCCCUGGCUGGCGACCCUCGUCACCGAGCUGUGGAGGCACCAGAGCGGCGCCUUCGGCGUCCGCGUGCUCUACAACGGGGCGGUGCGGCGCCCCUGCGCCGGCCAGGAUGGCCCGAUCUGCCCCUGGGCCGAGUUCCGGGAGAAACUCCUGGAGCUGGUGCCCGACAGGAGCUCCUGCCCGCGCUUCUUCGACCACUUCCGCUUCAGGUCGAGCUUCGUGGCCCCGAGCCGUCCGUCCGCGUGACCGCUUACGCUUCCUCUCCCUCACCCUCCGUUCCCAGUCCCCGUGCCCCUCCCCCUCCUUCCCGUCCCCCUCCAGUCGGGCGAA